Psammomys obesus (fat sand rat) is the source of this 1154-nucleotide messenger RNA. RefSeq names its product acyl-CoA thioesterase 8 (gene Acot8). The transcript has 6 exons. Lineage: Eukaryota; Metazoa; Chordata; Mammalia; Rodentia; Muridae. Gene Ontology annotation, biological process: fatty acid catabolic process; acyl-CoA metabolic process. The record is from RefSeq and is a predicted model, not a curated record. Bases 66 to 1031 code for a protein of 321 amino acids. Gene Ontology annotation, cellular component: peroxisomal matrix. Gene Ontology annotation, molecular function: fatty acyl-CoA hydrolase activity.
CCUGCCGGAAGCGCUGGGCGGCUCUGUAAGUUUCCUGGUGUCUCUCGCGGCAGCGAGAAGUCAAGAUGUCAGCGCCAGAGGUCCCGGGGGAUGCUUAUGGCGACGCCGACCGCGGGGACCUUUCCGGGGACCUCCGUAGUGUGCUGGUCACCAGCGUGCUCAACCUCGAGCGGCUAGAUGAGGAUCUCUUCAGAGGAGGAAGGCAUUACUGGGUACCAACGUCCCAGCGGCUCUUUGGGGGUCAAAUUGUGGGCCAAGCCCUGGUGGCUGCAGCCAAGUCUGUGAGUGAAGACGUCCACGUGCACUCCCUGCACUGCUACUUUGUUCGGGCAGGGGACCCGAAGGUGCCAGUGCUGUACCACGUGGAGCGGACACGAACAGGAGCAAGUUUCUCAGUGCGCUCCGUGAAGGCCGUGCAGCAUGGCCAGGCCAUCUUCAUCUGCCAGGCCUCCUUCCAGCAGAUGCAGCCCAGCCCCCUGCAGCACCAGUUUUCCAUGCCCACUGUCCCCGCACCAGAAGAGCUGCUGGACCAUGAGGCCCUCAUUGACCAGUAUUUAAGGGACCCUAACCUCCACGAGAAAUACCGAGUGGGUCUGAACCGAAUUGCUGCCCGAGAGGUGCCUAUUGAGAUCAAGCUGGUGAACCCACCCACCCUGAGCCAGCGGCGGACACUGGAGCCCAAGCAGAUGUUCUGGGUGCGAGCCCGGGGCUAUAUUGGGGAGGGCGACAUCAAGAUGCACUGCUGUGUGGCUGCGUACAUCUCUGACUACGCCUUCCUGGGUACCGCACUGCUGCCCCACCAGCCCAAGUAUAAAGUGAAGUUCAUGGUCUCGCUGGACCACUCCAUGUGGUUCCACGCCCCGUUCCGAGCUGACCACUGGAUGCUCUAUGAGUGCGAGAGCCCCUGGGCUGGUGGCUCUCGAGGGCUAGUACAUGGGCGGCUGUGGCGUCGGGAUGGGGUUCUUGCUGUAACCUGUGCCCAGGAGGGUGUGAUCCGAUUGAAGCCUCCAGUAUCAGAGAGUAAGCUAUAGUCAAAAGAACUGACUCGACCUGGGGCUUAAAGGACUCUUUCACUGCCAUUCCUGAGGCAGGAGUCUCAGUUGAGAGCUGCGCUUCCUGCCCUUACAUCCAAUAAAGAGAUUGCUAACACUGGA